CCAGCGCCAUCUGGGCAUUCAUAAACAGAUUCGCACUGCGUCAGACGAGCAGCAGCGGCAGCAGCAGAGGGACUCCCAGGACAGGGUCGGAUCCUCGUCGUCAGCAUCUCUCGGUCGCUCUCUUACUUACUCACUCACUCACUCACUCGUUAGGUCUGACCGAGUAAAGCCCCCACCCGUGGUCAGGUUCGGUCGAGUCUACCGCAGAACGAUAUAUGUAAAGGCUCCGAAGGCCCGAGCAUUGACAUUCUUGUGGCAAAGGCUUAGAGAAGGAGGAGGAGGAGAACGGACGACCGUCUCUCGUAGCGGGGAGCAGGAGGAGCGCAGCAGAUCUGCGGGUGGUUUAUUGUCGAGAGGAAGGGGAAAAUAUUUGAGUGCUGUCUUGAAGGCGGCCACCAUGAAGCGGUCUGUCGUGGUCGUGUUGCUUCUCGCACUUGGAUUAUUCACUGUAUCUCACAUUGCUGCUGAAGAGGCAGCGAAAUUGGGAACAGUUAUUGGAAUAGAUCUGGGUACCACCUACUCUUGUGUCGGUGUUUACAAAAAUGGUCAUGUGGAGAUUAUUGCCAAUGACCAAGGUAACCGUAUCACGCCAUCCUGGGUGGCAUUUACAGACAGUGAGAGGUUGAUCGGUGAGGCGGCUAAGAAUCAAGCCGCAGCGAACGCCGAGAGAACCAUCUUCGAUGUGAAGAGGCUCAUCGGACGGAAGUUUACUGACAAGGAAGUACAGAGGGACAUGAAGUUGGUUCCGUACAAGAUAGUGAACAAGGAUGGGAAGCCGUACAUUUCUGUUGCCAUUAAGGAUGGUGAAACCAAGGUCUUCAGUCCCGAGGAGGUCAGUGCUAUGAUUUUGACGAAGAUGAAAGAAACCGCCGAAGCAUUCCUGGGCAAGAAAGUCAAGGAUGCCGUCGUCACCGUUCCAGCCUACUUCAACGAUGCCCAACGUCAAGCAACCAAGGAUGCCGGAGUUAUUGCCGGACUGAACGUAGCCCGUAUCAUCAAUGAACCUACUGCCGCGGCUAUUGCCUACGGACUGGACAAGAAGGGAGGAGAACAAAAUAUCCUUGUCUUUGACUUGGGAGGUGGUACAUUCGAUGUCAGUAUUUUGACCAUUGACGAUGGAGUCUUCGAGGUUUUGGCUACCAAUGGUGAUACCCAUCUUGGAGGUGAGGACUUUGACCAACGUAUUAUGGAAUACUUCAUCAAACUGAUCAAGAAGAAGUACAACAAGGAUAUUGGCAAGGACAACCGUGCUCUCGGAAAGCUCCGAAGGGAAGCUGAGAGGGCGAAGAGGGCACUCAGUAACCAGCACCAAGUCCGCGUGGAAAUUGAAUCUCUGUUUGACGGCGUUGAUUUCUCUGAGCCUCUUACUCGUGCGCGAUUUGAGGAAUUGAACAAUGAUUUGUUCAGGAAGACUAUGGGACCAGUGAAGAAAGCCAUGGAUGAUGCCGGUCUCCAAAAGUCUCAGAUUCAGGAAAUUGUCCUUGUCGGAGGAAGUACCCGUAUCCCCAAGGUUCAGCAACUCUUGAAAGAAUUCUUUGACGGCAAGGAGCCUAGCAAGGGUGUGAACCCCGAUGAGGCCGUUGCUUUCGGUGCGGCUGUCCAGGGUGGUAUCUUGAGCGGAGAAGGAGGAGAUGAGACCAAAGACAUCCUUCUGUUGGACGUGGCACCUUUGACUUUGGGAAUUGAGACCGUUGGGGGAGUCAUGACCAAACUUAUUCCGAGAAACACUGUGAUUCCAACCAAGAAGUCGCAAGUUUUCACCACCUACCAGGAUCAGCAGACCACAGUUUCUAUUCAGGUCUUCGAGGGAGAGCGUAGUCUGACCAAGGACUGCCACGAGCUAGGAAAGUUUGAUUUAACCGGAAUCCCCCCUGCCCCAAGAGGAGUACCUCAAAUCGAGGUUACCUUUGAGAUUGAUGCCAACGGUAUUCUUAACGUGAAGGCCGAGGACAAGGGCACUGGAAAGUCGGAGAAGAUCACCAUUACUAAUGACAAGGGCAGGUUGAGCCAAGAAGAAAUCGACCGUAUGUUGAGGGAGGCCGAGGAGUUUGCCGAGGAGGACAAGAAAGUUAAGGAAAGAAUUGAUGCUCGUAACAGUCUCGAGACCUACGUCUACAACAUGAAGAAUACCGUUAACGACAAGGACAAGUUGGCCGACAAAAUUGAGGAGAGCGACAAGGAGAAGAUUGAAGCAGCUCUGAAGGAGGCAUUAGAAUGGUUGGAUGAUAAUCAAAAUGCCGAGAAGGAUGAAUUUGAGGAGAAAUUGAAGGAAGUAGAGGCCGUGUGCAACCCAAUCAUCACUGAGGUGUAUCAGAAGUCUGGAGGUCCUUCUUCUGCUGGAGGUGAAGAUGAGGAAGAGGGACAUGAUGAGUUGUAGAUUUGAAGGUAGAAUCAUACUCACCCCUGACAGCAGGGUUCUUUCCUAGAAGGUACUGGUGGAUUUUGAUUACUAGGUGAGACGAGUGGAGUUUUCGGAUACAUGACAACCUGUACACCACUCGCCUUUACCAUGGUAUUUGUGUACCAGCGUGCAGAGGAUGCGGUCUGUGUACAUUAUUGAAGUCAUCGAAUAUCGUUCCAGGGCAGGUCUACACUUUUAUAGAUUGACCCUUCAAGAACGACUGCUCAAGAGUGCUUUCCACCAUAUUUCCAAAUUCUAGCUUAGUUUACCGGUGAACAUUUGUGUUCAGAUGAUAAAGGUACCAUACUUCAAAUUAUCCGCAUUCCCUCCGGAAUGAUUUGGACCUAAUUUAUAAUUCAGUUCAGAAUUCUUCCAUCUACUACC
This is a messenger RNA of Marchantia polymorpha subsp. ruderalis, 2785 nucleotides long. The record is from the annotation of a GenBank genome assembly. Lineage: Eukaryota; Viridiplantae; Streptophyta; Marchantiopsida; Marchantiales; Marchantiaceae.